This is a messenger RNA of Bacillus rossius redtenbacheri, 3056 nucleotides long. Its product is annotated as transmembrane protein 107-like. Bases 87 to 545 code for a protein of 152 amino acids. The transcript has 5 exons. The record is from RefSeq and is a predicted model, not a curated record. NCBI's taxonomy places the organism in Eukaryota, Metazoa, Arthropoda, Insecta, Phasmatodea, Bacillidae. Gene Ontology annotation, biological process: protein localization to ciliary transition zone; non-motile cilium assembly. Gene Ontology annotation, cellular component: MKS complex.
UGUUUUUGUCAGGUUUGUGGAAGCGCGUAUUUUUUACCGUGAAAUGAGAGUUGUUUAUUUUAUAUUUAGAUAUUAUAAAUUUCAGGAUGGUGUUUAGUCCUAGCGGCCUUAUCCCAGCGAGAUUUCUGUCUCUCAUAUCACAUCUUGUUAUUACCAUAUUGCUGUUGUGGUCCCGAGAUGAGAACGUCAAGUCUUCGUUGCCCUUAGAGUAUUCUGUAAUAGAGUACGCUGCAAGGGAUUAUCAAAUGACAGUCGGCUUGUGCGUUGCCUUGGCGCUGAUUGGGCUGGAGCUGGUCACCUUCCUGUUCGGGGUGACCAUGUUCAUGCCGACCACGUCAACUAUUUUGAACUCUCGUUGCACGGUUUGUGACCUUGACGACGUAGCCGUGCUGUGCCACUCGAGCGGGAGCGUGCUGCUGUCGCACUUCCUGUUCGACGCGUGGAACUGCCGGCUGUACUGGUGGGUGUUCGCGCUGUGCAGCGUGCUCCCGGCGGCGGUCGACCUCGCCUCCGGGGCAGCCCUGCUGCUGUUCAGGAGGAGCUAGUCGCUUCGGGGGAGUUGCAGCUCUCGGUGAACCAAACUGAAUAGAUUUUUCAUUCGUCGAAACCUCGUGGAGUUCAAGUGACGUUGCAAGACGAUAUGCUGGUUGGAACAGAGCAGACGAAAGUCUUUCUCAGCAUCUGGUUCACCUCCUUCAAGCGGGUAUGCCUAGUUGUUCUUAGUUGUUCUUCAUUAUGUGGAAGCGAGGGGAAGAAUUUGUGAUGGAUAGGUGGGAAGAAUGGAAGCAAGUCCAGAAGAUUUUAUAUUUAGGAAGCUUGGUUUGAACAGAGGUAACAACGUGACAUUCGUCGGAGGUUUGCUUUUUCUGCCAGGUUUUCUUAGUUCAUACGUAAGGAACUCAUAUUCACCAUUGUAAACUGAUUUGUAGUAGAGGGUGUAUGGUUAUUCCUUUUCAAAAUGGAACCGUACAGAGUCUGCGCCAGGUUUGUGUGCCCUUUAAACAUACGGUGGCACCCAUAUAUCUCAAACUGACUAUCAUGUGUAGAAUGGACAAGGCCUUAUGACCACAAUAUAUAUCAAUUUUAUGGACACAAUAAUUACUGUAAUUCUAGAUUCUAGGUUGAGUGUGUUAAUGGGGAAAAAUCUGAUUCAGGGUUUAGAAGCUGUGAAUGUGUGUGUGUGUUUUUUUUUUUUUUUCACCCUUCUGAAGUUAGUAUACCUCCUAAAACUAGUACCAAUAACUUUUGUCUAAAAGGGUUUUUUUAUUACACAAAAAAUCAUCUCCAGGAGUGGGACAAUAGUCCAUUAUGUUCAAAUGUACAUAAAUCUGAACUUCAUGAUUUACCUGCACUUGUAGGCAGAGCCAAGAGUGAUUUUUUUUUAUUCAUUAUUCAAAUCUUAAUGUUCUUUGUCAUGCUAUUAAUUUAAGGAGUACCUAGAUAGUUGCAGUGUUAUUUAAUUGUCUGUCCUAACAGCGAGAACACUUUUUUGAAAGAUUAAUGAAAGAGAUUAAAAUAAUUACUAAAUACCGUAUAUACUCGUGUAUAGCGCGCCCUUUUUUCCCCUCAAGUAAAGGAAAAAAAUAAGGAUGCGCGCUAUACACGGAAAAAAAAAUUUUAGGGUGGGGGGGAGGCGGGGAGGAGUGGAAGUCGUUAACUGCCGGGUGACGGGUGAUGUUUCUGGCCAGCCCCCACACAUACGCACAAGCAACAAGGCCUCUGUUUCACACACACACACACACACACACACACACACACACACACACACACACACACACACACACACACACACACACACACACGCGUGCGCGCGCAAGCUCGCACAUCAUGGUCUCUUGUUUAUUUUUAGACCUCCCCCCUUUUCAGAUAGCCAGCUCAGAAGUAGUAAAAAGAGAGAGAGAGAGAAAGAGAGAAUGUUGUCACCAGUUCCCUCCCCCCCCCCGGCCAGCUUCUUCGCUUCCUCCAUUCCUCACCGGUGAGUCAUCAAGUUCUCCGCGCCAGCUUAGCAACGUAGCUCGGCACGCCUCCCUCCCUUCCUUCCUUCCACGUACCAGUUGUGACGAUAUAGCGCUUCAUUAUCUUCCGUUUAGACAGCAGAGUUUAUGUAUUUUCCUGACGCAUCACCACACAUCAAUUUAAAUAAUCAGGUACCACAAAAUGUUAGUAAAAUUUAUUUAUGGGGGAAAAAAAAAUUUCAUUUUUUUUUCUUUGGAAUUAGUUGCAAAAAUCGUGGUGCGCGCUAUACACGAGGGCGCGCUAUACACGAGUAAAUACGGUACAUUUUGAGUACUCGUGAUCAUAACUGAGUGUCAAGUGCCCAGUAGUGACUAGAAUGCCUAAAUUGAAAUUUUAUAGAAGACAAAAUAGUGGGCACUGUAACUUAAAAAAUUUGCAAAUUGUAGUUGAUACGGUUGGUUGAAAAUUUAGACUAAUCUAAACAGUAAGUUGUGUUUAUUGCAUCUGUAUUGUGUGAAAUCUAAAAAGCAAAUAUGAAAGUUUGAUUUUUUGGAGGCUCCCCAAUAAUGACAAGUUGUAUUUUUUUUUUAUUUGAUAAGUUUUUUAUAUUUAUUAUUGUGUCUCUCUUAGUCAAUUAGAUAUUUUAUUUCUGAGUGUGAAGUGUUUAAAUGGAGAAAUUAGGUUGAAAAUAAUUUGGAGGAAAAAUUGAUAAUAGGAUGAAUAAACAUUGUAUUUUAAAAAUUGUAAUUUUUUUAUGUUUUAUAAAAUACUGAAAAGAAAAAAAGGAUGUUUAUAGAAAGUGAGUUGGUAUGUAAACGUAGUAGUUAAAAAAUAUGAACCUAAAAUAGUCAAAUUUUGUUUAUAAUUUGUCAGUAGGGCCAACAUGAAGACUAACAAAUUGCAUCUGUUCCAUGUAUGUUGGUGUGUGUAAUGUGACUGUGUUGCAAGCCUGUAACCACACACUUAUCGAGAUUUUUUAUUUUUAUGUAUGUGACUCACUGUGUUUCAUAUGUUUGCGAUUUGUCAAAUUUUGGAGACUGUGAUGAUUUCAAAUUUGUACUGUUUGUUUAUUUUUUAAUAAAAACAUUUUUUCCUUGAAA